This is a messenger RNA of Cylicocyclus nassatus, 698 nucleotides long. NCBI's taxonomy places the organism in Eukaryota, Metazoa, Nematoda, Chromadorea, Rhabditida, Strongylidae. The record is from the annotation of a GenBank genome assembly.
AGAAUCGCUUACAUAUGCAACGGUAUACACUAAUUUGAGCAGAUAUCAAGAUGUGUUCACUAGAGUUCCUCCUUCUUGCAAUUUCGGUGGUGAAGGCUUUCAUAAAUCCGGUCGGCAACGAGCUAAUCUCCAGAAGUUUGGAGGAACCUAACUGCACCUGCCCACUACAGGCUCAACAAGCUUGCCCUGGACACUGUGAAAGUGGAUGGACUUAUUUCAGGAAAACGGAUGCUUGCUUCAAGGUGUUUUACUGGGAAGAUUUUGACGUUGCCGAAAGUAUCUGUGACAUGAAAGGGGGACAUUUGGCUUCUAUCCAUAGCUUUGAAGAAAAUGAAUUUGUAAUUGAGUUGGCGAAGACGGGUGUCAAGGGCGAUAACUAUUUAAAAGGAACCUGGAUAGGCCUGAAACAAGCGAAUUACCCACUUAGCAUGGAAUGGAGCUGGACUGACGGCACAAAAGUUGAUUAUACGCCAUGGUCACCAGGUCAGCCGAAUGACAACAAAGGUGUUUGUGCACAGGUCUUCUGUGACUAUAUGGUCGACGAGAGUCUUGUGUAUCGAAAAUGGAAUGACACAAAAUGCAGUGACAAAAUGAGGACAUUUCUUUGCAAGAAAGCGGCGUUACAUUAGCGCAUUAACAAGCAUUUGCUGUUGUAUAAGACAGGUAUCGAAUGAACAAUCAAAAGUCAAUAAAUGAUG